CACCACCACCUCAGGAGUCCCACCCUCUCUUACACUCAUUUUAUUUUUUUCUCUGAUCGAGCUGUUCAAGUUAGCCUCCGCCAACUAUCCGUGCCUCACCAUGCAACCAACGUUUCUUUCUGAAUUACUUGUAUUUGCUUUUCCUUUACCGGUUCUGAUAUUCCUUUCUCUCUCGUUAUUUUCGUUGCUUUUACUUUUCCAUCAAUGGCACCACCCAAAAGACAAGCGACUACUCCCUCCAGGCUCUAUGGGUUUGCCUUAUAUUGGAGAAACCCUCAAACUCUACACCGAAAACCCAAAUUCCUUCUUCUCCAACAGACAAAAAAGGUAUGGAGAUAUAUUUAAGACCCACAUAUUGGGUUGUCCAUGUGUGAUGAUAUCAAGCCCAGAAGCAGCAAGGGUUGUUUUGGUAAGUAAGGCUUAUUUGUUCAAGCCAACAUAUCCACCAAGUAAAGAGAAAUUGAUUGGACCAGAGGCACUAUUCUUUCAUCAAGGUGACUAUCAUUCAAGGCUCAAGAAGUUAGUGCAAUCCUCCUUUUUACCCUCAGCACUAAAAGGGUCAGUUUCAGAGAUUGAACAAAUUGUUUUGAGACUUCUGCCUACUUGGAAUCACAACACAAUCAACACUCUACACGAAUUGAAGAGGUAUGCUUUUGAUGUGGCAAUGAUUUCGGCUUUCGGAGACAAAAAGGAGAUACAGAUGGAGGGAAUAAAAUGUCUGUACCAAUACGUAGAGAAGGGAUACAAUUCCAUGCCUUUGGAUCUACCUGGAACUCUCUUUCACAAAGCAAUGAAGGCAAGGAAGCUUCUGAAUGAGAGAUUAAGGAGAGUGAUACAGAAAAGGAGAGAGAGUGGAAAACAAGGUGGAGGUUUGCUGGGGGUACUAUUGGGACAGGAGCAACAGAAUCAGCUUAGUGAUUCUCAAAUCGCUGACAACAUAAUUGGAGUGAUUUUCGCCGCACAUGAUACCACUGCUAGUGUCCUUACCUGGGUUCUCAAAUACUUACAUGACAAUCAAGAUCUAUUGGAAGCUGUGGUGAGGGAACAAGAAAGAGUCGGACUUAAGAAGAUGGAGGGAGAUCGGGGACUUAUUUGGGAUGAUACCAAAUCCAUGCCGUUGACAACCCGGGUAAUCCAAGAGACACUAAGGACGGCAAGUAUACUUUCAUUUACAUUUAGGGAAGCAGUAGAAGAUGUGGAGUUCGAAGGCUACUUUAUCCCAAAAGGUUGGAAGGUUCUUCCACUCUUCAGAAGCAUUCAUCACUGCCCAGAUUUCUUCCCCAAACCUGAUAAAUUUGACCCUUCAAGAUUCGAGGUGCCACCAAGACCAAACACGUAUCUGCCAUUUGGGAAUGGAGUGCACUCCUGUCCAGGAAGUGAGCUGGCCAAGCUUGAGAUGCUUGUCCUCCUUCACCACCUCACCACCACUUACAGGUGGCAAGUCGUAGGGGACGAGGAUGGCAUAAAAUAUGGGCCUUUCCCAGUGCCCAAACGGGGUUUGCCCAUAAAAGUAACCUCCAGGGACCAGAAGACGACAAAAUGAUAGUUACAAGCCUUUGUGGAUUUCUCAAAUCACAAAUCUCGAAGUUUGUACAAUGGGGUCCAAAGCAAAGCAAUGGCAAUGGAUCCCCCACACAGUCCUCUUUUCCUUUUCUUUUUUUUUUUUUUGAUUAUUUCUGUUUGUAUUUCUAAGCUUGUCAAAUCAUGUAAUAUAAAAUGUUCUGUCCAACAAAAUA
Tripterygium wilfordii is the source of this 1736-nucleotide messenger RNA. Its product is annotated as abscisic acid 8'-hydroxylase 2. The transcript has 8 exons. Lineage: Eukaryota; Viridiplantae; Streptophyta; Magnoliopsida; Celastrales; Celastraceae. Gene Ontology annotation, molecular function: heme binding; monooxygenase activity; iron ion binding. The record is from RefSeq and is a predicted model, not a curated record. Bases 101 to 1543 code for a protein of 480 amino acids. Gene Ontology annotation, biological process: sterol metabolic process.